Neoarius graeffei (lesser salmon catfish) is the source of this 671-nucleotide messenger RNA. RefSeq lists its product as uncharacterized. The transcript has 3 exons. Gene Ontology annotation, biological process: immune response; immunoglobulin production. The coding region runs from base 1 to 663 and encodes 220 amino acids. The record is from RefSeq and is a predicted model, not a curated record. NCBI's taxonomy places the organism in Eukaryota, Metazoa, Chordata, Actinopteri, Siluriformes, Ariidae.
AUGAAUCCUGUGCAGAAGAUAGGCGAUGGCAUCAUCCACUCCCACCUUCUCCUGGUACACGAACUGCAGUGGCUCCUCAGCAUGGUGGACCUGGGGUCUGAGCAAGUUCAGCAGCAGUCACUCCAUGUUGGGCAGCGCAGGCCCUCAGCAUCCUGGGACACACCUUCUGGGCCUGCUGCUUUCCUGGGGUGGAGUUUCCUCAGCUCUCUCCUGACUUGGUCUGUGGUGAAGAUGUGGGAAUUGGGGGAGUGGAUGUGUAUUCCAUCUGCAGGAGGUGUUGAUGGCUCUAAUGCUGAUGAUGUUGGUGGUGGGGCCAGAGGUCAGGUGACUGUGACUCAGACUCCUUCAGUGCAAACUGUUGCUCCAGGAAACACAGUCACCAUCAACUGCAAAUUCAGCACUGCUGUUUACAAUAACUGUGGCCCAUCUGGUGUCUCUUAUGACUGUCUCGCCUGGUACCUGCAGAAACCUGGAGAAGCUCCUAAACUCCUGAUCUAUGGUGCUACUGAAUUAGAGUCAGGGACUCCAGCUCGUUUCAGCGGCAGUGGAUCGAAUACUGACUUCACUCUGACCAUCAGUGGAGUCCAGACUGAAGAUGCAGGAGAUUACUACUGUCAGAGUGUACAUGAGAUCAGUAGUAGCGGUGUGUUCACACAGUGUUAGAGCGUCGU